This is a messenger RNA of Yarrowia lipolytica CLIB122, 1206 nucleotides long. RefSeq lists its product as uncharacterized. Gene Ontology annotation, molecular function: tRNA methyltransferase activity; S-adenosylmethionine-dependent methyltransferase activity. Lineage: Eukaryota; Fungi; Ascomycota; Dipodascomycetes; Dipodascales. Gene Ontology annotation, cellular component: cytoplasm. The record is from RefSeq and is a predicted model, not a curated record. Gene Ontology annotation, biological process: wybutosine biosynthetic process; tRNA methylation.
AUGCAGCUCUUUAUAUCCCCGUCUAAACGCGAUAUAAAAGCUGUCAAAACGGAACUUGAGAAGCGGGAGCUGUUUGACAAAACCACUGGAGUGAUAUCUCAUGAUGGAAGCAUGUUUGUGGCUACCACUGUGACGGAAGGGGGGAGAGAAACAAGUGACGGGUUCGUUGAAAUCACUGAUCCGUCGAUAAACGUUUCCUCGGAGUGCAAAUACUUUGUCCGCGAGAGAUCUCCAGAUCAAAAACACCCCUCUAUAACCGACGACAUGCCAAAGAGAUACACGAUAUACGGCUCCAUGGCUCUCUUCACAGCUGGCUCUUUUGCUGGCUGGGAAAAAACCAAGAUCCAGCGCGCUUUGACGGAAUGGUUGAAAGAUAAGCCUGGAGUGACCCAUGUAGCUGUCAACAGUCCGAUUUCUAAGCAACAAAACGUGAUUCGGCAUCCUGGAAUCACCCGGUUAGUCGGAGAUUGGGGUCCGUAUCCUGCUGAUCACCCUAUGCUGUACGACCAUCCGACUUCUGAAGACUUCCACAACGCCUACUGGGUCACCACUACUCAGAAUGAUAUCAAACAGUGCUGGGCUCCUAUGUACACCAUGUUCAGUCGGGGCAACAUCAAAGAGAAGGCUCGAGUAUUGAACUCGCCGAUAUUCAAGUCCUCUUCCAAUUCUCUGGUGGUUGAUUUGUAUUGUGGAAUCGGCUACUUCUUUCUGUCGUACGCACAACUCAAGCCGAGGCUCAUUCUAGGAUGGGACAUCAAUGCCUGGUCCAUCGAGGGGCUGAGAAGGGGAGCUCAGCUGGCCAAGUUGAGUCUUCAAGUGGUCAAGGAGGGAGAAAAGCCGGACUGGAGCAAGGUGGGACCUCCAGGAACUACACAUGCCAUUGUCUUCAAUGAGUCCAAUGAGAAGGCCGUUGAGAGAAUUGAAGAGCUAAGGAGGUUCAAUGAGACAACGACUAUGGAAGCUCUACCUCUGACACACAUCAACAUGGGUCUGCUACCAGACUGUAAGCAGGCAUGGGGCACUGCGACGUCUCUGGCGCAGUCAGGGGUCACUACUUAUCAUGUUCAUGAGAACGUCGCUAUGAACGAGAUUGAAGAGUUUACCAGGGAAAGGGGGAAGGUGUUUGGAAAGCAUUUGCAUACGGAGAUGGUAAAAACGUUUGCUCCAGGAGUAGGACAUAUUGUGUGGGAUUUCAUAAGUACUUGA